GCAGGUAUAAUGGUUCUUCACUCUUCAAGAUUACUCUUAUUAAAACCAUUGCAAAGGCCAUGGUUUCCAACAUUCAUAAGGUUAAACUCAACAACAGCUCAAAUCUCAUCAGGAAAAGUACAAAUUGCAGAAAAGACAUAUGAUGCAGAUGAAAUGACAAAUGUGACACCCAGAAUCCUGUCACACCUUGGCAGGAAUCUUCAUCUGCAAAAGCACCAUCCCUUGAACCAUAUUUCCCAAAGAAUAACCAAGUUUAUGUAUUCAAGAUACUUGAGUCCGAGGGGAAAUCCUCUCUUUUCCAUCCAUGAUAGAUUACAACCUAUUGUCACUCCUCAUCAAAAUUUUGACUCACUGUUGAUCCCCAAAGAUCAUGUUAGUAGGAAAAAGAGUGAUAAUUACUAUAUUAAUAAGGAUUUCCUCUUGCGUGCCCACACAAGUGCCCAUCAGAGUGAAUUGAUUAGUAUGGGUUUUGAUAACUUCUUGGUUAUGGGUGAUGUUUACAGAAGAGAUGAAAUUGAUGCAUCACACUAUCCAGUGUUCCAUCAAGUAGAGGGUGUGAGGUUAACCACAAAGAGUGAACUUUUUGGAAGUCACCAAAACAUGGAUGAUUUUCAACUCUUUGAAAAUACAGAACGUUCAGAAACCCAACAGGGAGUUCACAAUCUAGAGGCUGUGAAGCUUUUAGAGGCAGAUUUAAAAGGUUGUCUUGAAGGUUUGGCAAUGACUCUGUUUGGCAAAGAUGCUGAAAUGAGAUGGGUAGAUGCCUACUUUCCAUUCACUCAUCCUUCUUGGGAACUCGAGGUUAAACUAAACGAUGACUGGGUAGAGCUUCUUGGCUGUGGUGUGAUUGAACAGGAAAUUCUAGUAAAUGCUGGGGUGAUAGACAAAGUUGGCUGGGCGUUUGGCCUCGGACUGGAGCGAUGGGCCAUGAAGCUUUAUGACAUCCCAGAUAUUAGGUUGUUCUGGUCUUCAGAUUCUGGAUUCCUGUCACAGUUUAAGUUUGAUGAUCCAUCUACAAAUAUUAAAUAUAAGACUGUGAGUCAGUAUCCACAGUGUGUCAAUGAUAUCAGUUUUUGGCUUCCUAGAGAGGGACUCUAUGAACCUUCCGACUUUUAUGAUCUUGUAAGGAACAUUGGUGGCAGCACUGUAGAGCAGGUUACUCUUAUUGAUAAUUUUACUCACCCAAAAAAGAAGCUGACCUCCCACUGUUACCGAAUAGUAUAUCGGCACAUGGAGCGGACUCUUACUCAGGAGGAAGUCAAUGUUAUACAUAAAGAGAUAGAAAAGACUGCUUCAGAAUCUUUAAAUGUUGUAAUCAGAUAACUGUAGUUC
Molecule: messenger RNA, 1332 nt
Organism: Penaeus monodon (black tiger shrimp)
Lineage: Eukaryota; Metazoa; Arthropoda; Malacostraca; Decapoda; Penaeidae
Gene: PheRS-m
Product: probable phenylalanine--tRNA ligase, mitochondrial
Biological process (GO): phenylalanyl-tRNA aminoacylation
Cellular component (GO): cytoplasm; mitochondrion
Molecular function (GO): phenylalanine-tRNA ligase activity; ATP binding; tRNA binding
Source: RefSeq, a predicted model, not a curated record